AUGAGAGGAGGCCGGGGAGGAUUUGUGGAGUCUGAUUUAGACACUUACGAUGGCUUGAAUGAUGCUUUCAAUACUGAAGAAGCUGUUGUUGCCAGAGGCAGAGGUGUCAGAGGCGCAGGGAUAAGCUUUGGUCGGGGCAGAGGUCGAGGAAUGAACCGCACUGGUUUUGACAGCUGGGAUAAUGAACAAGAGGAUAACACUGUGAUCGAAGGACAAGACCAAAGCCUGGUAAGUUGAUAUAAAAGAAAUUAAAAUUAUUUAAGAUGACUUAUUCUUAAUGAAAUUUUAGUCUUUCGUUCAUGAAAUCUAAAAUUUUAUUUCCCACUUGACAGUGAUUAGGGGCAAUGAAAAUGAAAUCAUUUUAUAUUUUUGCAAAAACUAGAAAAAGCAUCUAACAUAAGGUCAUGUGUGUUGAAAACAUUAGGUCAACAUAUUCAUUCUGUACAUUCAGUUAAAUGUUGGUUUCAGUAAACUUGUAGGCAGGUCUGCUAAACCUUACUAAGUUAUGUAACUUAUUCUAGUACUGGAUAUUUAAAUAUACAUUAAACACACUUGUACGGGCACAAGAGAAGAUUUUGGUUCUUUCCAGCUUGUUUGUUUGAUUCAUCGCAAGUGCUUAUGUAAACAUGGAAUGUGAAAUGGAUUUAGAGCAAUCAAAGUAAAGCAAAUAGAACGAGGCCGAAAAAAUAUGCAGUCAAAUACCAAGUGCAUGAUUUAUUAACAAGAAAAGGAAUCCUAUCAUUUGAAUCCAAAGUUCUAAAGGAGAAGAUACUGGAGUCCUAAUAAGUAAUUGUGAAGCAGACAUUGGGAAAACAGAAAGUAUCACUCCACUAAGCCCCAUCUAUCAAAUGAAGAAGUUUGUUGCUAUGAUCAAAUGUAAAAGCCGGAAAGAACCAAAGUCUUCUCUUGUGCCCGUACAAAAACUGGGGUUAUACUUCUUAUAAUAGCUGAUCGCACUUCUGUUUUACGUUUGUUUUUAUCUCAGGUUCAGUUGAUCCACGACUCAUUUUCAAUGUUGAUAAUUAAAAUACACCUCAUCUUUUUAUAAUGUUUAUAACAAUGGUAAUUCCAUCCACCCCAAAAUCAACGUGAUAUUUUAAGCAAACUGACUUCGAGAACCACAGUUUUUCUAUUUUAAAAUUGACCCCCAAAAAAUAUAAAAAAGCAGGACUUUGAUUUAGAUUUCUUUGAAAAGGUACAAUAAACAGACAUCUGUUGCCAGUCUGUUAACUACUAUCUAAAGUCAACAGCUUUGAGCAGGCAUGACUCAACAAACAUAAACCAUCACUCCUCUGUUUCUCAUAGAUAUCAAUAACUCAGUUUCAAAAUACCAAGGCUGAAGAUUUUAAGACUUGUAGCCUGUGUUGGAUGAAUAAGUUAGAGCACCUGUACUUUUUGAGUCUCGGGACUCCCGAUGUAUUGUUGCUCGUCAUAAGGGUACUAUCUUACAACCUGGACAGUAGACACUUUGUGUCUUAAUCUUGAUAUGCCAAUCACCCAUUCCUGAUAUAAAUUAUUAAUUUUUAGUAUGGGGGGGGGGGGGGGGGUUAUUUAAGAAAAGAUAUGUUUUUUUUUUUGUCCAAAACAAAGGAAAAUUUUUUUAAAUCAUGGAUACUCUAAAGCUGUAGUGUUGGAUGUGUUAACAAAUAUUGCCAUGCCGUUGGGGGCGGGGGUGGGGGGAGCUAAUUAAGACAAGAUAUGAUUCUUUUAUUGAUCCAAACAAAUGGAAAUAUUUUUUGAUUACGUUGUACAUUUUCAGCACAUAAAUAGAACUAUUUGAACACAAAACAUCUACAUUAAAUUAUUUCACUAGUGAAAAAAACAGCCAUUCAGUGAAUUCAUUGGGAGCACGCUGCUAAAUUCGUACAGAUAGUGGAACAAAAGAAUUUUUAUAUAAUAAUAAUAAUAAGUGGUCUUAUAUAGCGCGGUACCCCGGCCUAGGGCUGGGCUCACCGCGCUUUCAGUCCUGGCCCUUGUUCAAGAUGAAAUUAUUUACAUAGCACUGCGUUCAUUAGUUCUUCAUUAAUACCCAUUGCGGACUUUUGGAAAAAUUCAAAUAGGAGCACACUUAUAAUGAAACAAAAUUAAUGUUUAAAUGGAUAGUUUUAGAAUGAAAUAAAACAGGAUCUUUUUUGCUCAAACAUAAUUUUCUAACCCGUUAUUUCUACCCUCCCUUAUUUAAAAUGUUUCUUCCUGGUGUUAUCAAAGGACAAAGUAUAAACAUGAAUUUACCAUUGAAUCUAACUUGUCUAGGAUCUGAUUGAAGCUGCCAAGCCCUCUGCUGGGCUGGAGAGGCCAAGAGGAGCUGCCAGGAUACCAGAUGAAGAUGAACCAGACGCCAAGCGAGCAAAGUUUGCUACAGCCCCUGGCAUUGACAAUGACGAUAGGAUUGGUAAGAAGGUAAGUGACUUGAGUGGUUUAGGGCUCAUUAAAACCUGGCGCUCAAUAAUCUUUUGUUUUUUCUCGUAUAACAGAUGUUUCACUAUUUGAAUGUGUACAUUUAUAUAAUGUCUUUGUACUAUUUCAAUAAAGUUGCUAUACUGCUAGUUGACUGUUAAUAAUUAAAGAUAAAUUACUUAUAAUUAAAUAGUGUCUUGUUGUACAAUUGUGAAAUAUUUAAUUUUGUAAUACAUUUUCAGCCAUAUCUACCCUAUCCUCGAGAUCCAUAUGGGGAUCCUUAUGGUGACCCCUAUCUUCGAUAUGACCCUUACUACCGGGAUCCUUACUUAGAUCCUCCUCUGGCCAAAUAUGGAUAUGACAGAUUAGGAUAUGAUAGGUGAGAGCUCUUUUCCAUUCAUAAAAUUUAACCGCUUAUUUAAAAAGGAUAAAAAUUGUCAAAUUCAAGUAUUUCAUGCAAUAGCUGCACCUAAAUAAUUGAACAAAAUAUUUCCUCACACUUUUUGCCUUAACCGAAAUGUUGCCAGCUGAGCCAACAGAGACAAAUAACUAUUUGAUUUUUCCUGUUCAUGUAGAUUUCAUUGUAUUGUUUACCGUCCAUCAAAUUUAGAUUUGCCGGUCUACCUUCGAGAUUCGACCCACUGUUGGAAAGAAAGCCAUUUGUCCCUGCAGAAAGUAUUGAUUAUGGGCACGGUGGUGUCGACAAAGAAAAGAAAUGUAUGUGAAACGAUGUGCUUGUAUGUUUGAAUUAAACUACUAUAAAAGUGUAGUUGUAAAUAUAAUGAUUAAGUCUAGAAAUUCUGUUUGGAGCUAAGGGCAGCGCUAGGUGAACAACACCAAUCAAUAUUUACAAGUAAUCGUAACCCUCAUGACUAUCGGUAGAAGUUUAACCAUUUUAUUUUUUAAAUACACUGGCCAAGACACUGGGUCUCUUUAGGGCCUCCCAUAAAUUAUUGAGGAUGCUGGCUGCACAUAAGAGAUGCACAGCUGGCAGUUAUUGAGCUGUUAUAAUAAAUAACUUGUUUUUUGUUUGUUUUUUUUUUUUGUUUUUUUUUUUUCAUUCAUGGUAGAGAAUUAAAACAAAAAUGUUUUUGACACCACAGCAUACCAGCCUGCUGAGGUUUUAGAUUAUUGAAAUGGCCAAUCCAGUGAACCCAAGUCCUCCUUUAUUGAGAUGUUAUAAUAAAUUACUUGUUUUUUGUUUUUUUUUUUUUUUUGUUUUUUUUUUUUCAUACAUGGUAGAGAAUUAAAACAAAAAUGUUCUUGACACCACAGCAUACCAGCCUGCUGAGGUUAUAGAUUAUGGACAUGGACAAUCCAGUGAACCCAAGUCCUCCGACGCUCCUCGGUUGGCUUUGGACCGGGACAGGGCCACCUUGGACACAGCCAGGGGAUACAGUGACACACUUAGAGGUAGCAUUAUUAACAAGUAUUGUUUUUGA
Lymnaea stagnalis (great pond snail) is the source of this 3839-nucleotide messenger RNA. The record is from the annotation of a GenBank genome assembly. NCBI's taxonomy places the organism in Eukaryota, Metazoa, Mollusca, Gastropoda, Lymnaeidae.